GUAUUGUUUUGCACAUGUGAAAGGCCAAUUGCUGCAGUAGUCAGUAUUAUUACCUUACGCUUAAAACCACAUAAGUUUUGUAAAUUGUUAGCAAAUGGAGGACGUAAAACAAGUAGUUGUUGAAGGCGUUGACGCCUUGACUUUGAAUGGUAAAACAGAAUCAGAGGCUGUGGAAACUGGCAUGGAUGCCCAAGCGCAAGAAAAGGCCAAUAAUGUGGAUGAUGUGGUAGACCCAUGGAAUGUUGCAAGCACGAACGACGCUGGUGUUGACUACGAUAAGCUCAUAAAACGUUUUGGCUCAAGCAAAAUCGAUGAGGAGCUUAUCGCACGUUUCGAAAAGAUCACAGGCAAGCCAGCUCAUCACCUUAUUAGACGUGGUAUAUUCUUUUCGCAUCGCGACUUGCAUACAAUACUGACGUUGCGAGAACAAGGCAAACCCUUUUACCUGUACACGGGUCGUGGUCCCAGUUCGGGCUCACUACAUAUUGGACACUUGGUGCCGUUUAUUAUGACCAAAUGGCUGCAGGAGACCUUCGAUGUUCCUCUAAUAAUACAACUGACUGAUGAUGAAAAGACAUUGUGGAAAGAUCUGAAGGUCGAGGAGGCAAUUAAAUUGGCGCGUGAGAAUGCAAAGGAUAUUGUUGCUAUGGGCUUUGAUGUAAAUAAAACAUUUAUUUUCAACAAUCUAGAGUUCAUGGGCAAAUGUCCUGCCAUGUAUCAAAAUAUUAUACGGAUACAAAAGUGUGUGACGUUUAAUCAGGUGAAAGGUAUUUUCGGCUUUGGUGAUUCUGAUAUUAUUGGCAAGAUUGGAUUUCCUGCGGCUCAAGCAGCACCAGCCUUGUCGAGCACAUUUCCCUUUAUCUUCGGAAAUAAGAAGGUGCACUGUCUUAUACCCUGUGCCAUCGAUCAGGAUCCUUAUUUCCGCAUGACGCGCGAUGUAGCGCCACGUUUGGGCUUUCCGAAGUGUGCGCUCUUACACUCGAGCUUCUUUCCGGCGCUGCAGGGUGCCAAAACGAAAAUGUCAGCCAGCGAGCAAAAUUCGGCCGUAUUUCUAACAGACACACCCAAGCAGGUCAAAAACAAAAUUAACAAAUAUGCAUUUUCCGGAGGACGUGUGACAGUGGAGGAACACCGUAAACUGGGCGGCAUUCCUGACAUUGAUGUGGCCUAUCAGCUGUUAAAGUUCUUUUUAGAAGACGAUGUCAAGCUAGAGGAAGUGCGUAUGUCUUACAGCAAGGGUGAACUGCUUACCGGCGAGAUCAAGAAGCUGGCAAUUGAUAUUGUGACGCCCAUUGUGGAGCAACAUCAAGCAGCGCGUAAACUAGUGACAGACGAAGUGCUAGACCAAUUCUUUGAGCUGAGACCACUUAAAUUUGGCAAUGCAAGCUAAUUGUACAUAAAACGUAUGUAAUUGUUGUUGGCUGGAGUUGCUUGACACAGGCUUGAAGCUUGUUGCACAAGCUAUUUAUUUACAUACUAAGCAGAGUAAAUUUUUAUAAAUAUCAAAACGCAAAACAAACACAAAACAAAUAAACGGCUUCGAUUUUCAAAUGCAAGGUACUGACCCACAUUGCUUGUUGUAAAAAUAGCUGUUAAUACUAUCCGGCACCCAACUACCGAUGUGUAUAGAACUAGACGUUUACUG
Drosophila busckii is the source of this 1645-nucleotide messenger RNA. RefSeq names its product tryptophan--tRNA ligase, cytoplasmic (gene TrpRS). NCBI's taxonomy places the organism in Eukaryota, Metazoa, Arthropoda, Insecta, Diptera, Drosophilidae. The coding region runs from base 95 to 1390 and encodes 431 amino acids. Gene Ontology annotation, biological process: tryptophanyl-tRNA aminoacylation. Gene Ontology annotation, cellular component: cytoplasm. Gene Ontology annotation, molecular function: ATP binding; tryptophan-tRNA ligase activity. The transcript is spliced from 4 exons. The record is from RefSeq and is a predicted model, not a curated record.